AUGACAAGCUCCAGGCUUUUCCGCUUCCCAAAGCCCGAGUGGGUCAACAGCCCCAACACGCGGACGGCAGGUGUCUACCUGGCCGGCGCUUUGUUUUCCCUCGGAUUCUUCUUCUUUAUCGAUGCUUCUACUUACUCCCACUCCUCCAAAAAUGGUUCCAAUGUCCAUAUAAAAUUUGUCGAUUGGAUACCGGGCAUCUGCUCAGCGCUCGGGAUGCUCGUUAUCAAUUCGAUAGAGAAGACCCGCUUGAGCGCAGAUAGCUAUAGCUACUCUGGCACAGGAGUGGCAUGGAAGGCAAGAUUGGUCCUAUUCUUGGGCUUUGCCUUGAUGGCUGGUGGGUUGGCCGGCUCCGUGGCUGUAUUGGUUCUGAAGUAUAUCGUCCCCGAUUACCCUUUCCCAACGCUGUACUUUGGUGUUGCCAAUGUCGUUGCAAACGGGUUGAUCAUGCUGAGCUCUGUGGUGCUUUGGGUUUCGCAAAACAUGGAGGACGACUAUACAUACAAUUUGGCCCUCUGA
Letharia columbiana is the source of this 516-nucleotide messenger RNA. RefSeq lists its product as uncharacterized. The record is from RefSeq and is a predicted model, not a curated record. The transcript is spliced from 4 exons. Gene Ontology annotation, biological process: late endosome to vacuole transport via multivesicular body sorting pathway; protein targeting to vacuole. Lineage: Eukaryota; Fungi; Ascomycota; Lecanoromycetes; Lecanorales; Parmeliaceae. The coding region runs from base 1 to 516 and encodes 171 amino acids. Gene Ontology annotation, cellular component: Vps55/Vps68 complex; fungal-type vacuole membrane.